Microplitis demolitor is the source of this 1187-nucleotide messenger RNA. RefSeq lists its product as uncharacterized. The transcript is spliced from 9 exons. NCBI's taxonomy places the organism in Eukaryota, Metazoa, Arthropoda, Insecta, Hymenoptera, Braconidae. Gene Ontology annotation, molecular function: odorant binding; olfactory receptor activity. Gene Ontology annotation, biological process: detection of chemical stimulus involved in sensory perception of smell; sensory perception of smell. The record is from RefSeq and is a predicted model, not a curated record. Gene Ontology annotation, cellular component: plasma membrane. Bases 9 to 1187 code for a protein of 392 amino acids.
UGCAUGCAAUGGACUAUCUUUCAAGUCCGUAUUGCCGAUUAAAUAAAAUUUUACUGUCAUGUUUAGGCGAGUGGCCAUACCAAACGUCAACUCAAAGACGAUUUAUACGGAGUAUUGUUUAUUUUCUUAGUGCUAGUAUUAUUAUACCAAAGAUCAUAAAACUUAUUAAAGUUUGGGGUAAUUUGGAUAUGAUUGUUGAGUGCAUACCAAUGUUACUACUUGACGCUGUUAAUUUUGUUAAAGUUGUUAAUGGUUUUAUUAAUUUUCAAAAGAUGCGUGAACUCUUUGAUAGGAUCCAAGAUGAUUGGAGGCUCAAUUAUAGCAAAAGAGAAUUUGAAAUAAUGCAUAAAUAUGCCGAAGAUGGUAAAAAACUAUCGCAGUAUUAUGCUUCUUAUAUGUAUGCAACGAUGUUGGUAUAUUUUUGCAUGCCAAUAAUUCCAAAAGUACUGGAUAUAGUAUUGCCACUAAAUACAACACGCCCAGAAUUAUAUUUAUUUGAAGCUGAAUAUUUUAUUGACCAGCAAAAAUUUUACUAUCCAAUUUUGAUUCAUGCUUACAUUACAUGCGCAGUUGCUGUUUCAAUAUUAGUUGCUUUUGACACUGAAUAUGCCAUUCAAGCAUUACAUGGCUCUGGAAUUUUUUCAGCCUUGAGAUAUAAAUUAGAAAAUUUGGUUAUCAAAGACGAUGAAGCAGAUUACAAAAAUGAUGAAAAAAUAAAACAAACGACAUACAAUAUGGUUGUACAAUGUGCAAUUCUUCAUAAAAGAGCGCUAGACUACGCUGAUCUUUUAGAAUCAUCACGUGUGACAUAUUUUUUCUUUGUUCUCCUUGUCAAUAUUGCCGCAAUAAGUAUCACUGGAGUCCAGACAGUAAUGAAAUUGGACCAACCCACUGAAGCCAUUAGAUUUGGUGUCUACACUUUAGCACAAAUAACUCAUAUUUUUUACAACAGCUAUCCUGCUCAAAUGUUGUUUGACAAUAGUUGGAAAACAAGUGACGCAAUCUUUGCUGGAAACUGGUAUCGAGCUGGAAGUAAAUCAAAGAACCUACUACAUAUGAUGAUAUUAAGAAGUCGCAUUCCUUGUAAGCUGACAGCUGGAAAAAUUUAUCUCAUGUCCUUCGAAAAUUUUACUGGCGUGGUUAAAACAUCGAUGUCGUACUUUACAGUUUUGUUGUCUUUUCAAUAA